Messenger RNA from Malaya genurostris, 2524 nucleotides. It is a transcript of the gene HGTX, whose product is annotated as homeobox protein 10. The transcript is spliced from 5 exons. Gene Ontology annotation, cellular component: nucleus. Gene Ontology annotation, biological process: cell differentiation; regulation of transcription by RNA polymerase II. The record is from RefSeq and is a predicted model, not a curated record. Lineage: Eukaryota; Metazoa; Arthropoda; Insecta; Diptera; Culicidae. Bases 1 to 1668 code for a protein of 555 amino acids. Gene Ontology annotation, molecular function: RNA polymerase II cis-regulatory region sequence-specific DNA binding; DNA-binding transcription factor activity, RNA polymerase II-specific.
AUGGCAAGUAUGUUUUUUCAAUCUGUCAAUCUGGGUAGUCAUUUUCUGACAGAUCUGGGCGGCGAAAGCCCAAAAACCGGGCCACUAACAGUACCAACGGGUUACGGUGGUGGCACUCCGCAGCAGUCCUCAGCGGGAUUCUCUCGUCCGGAUUGUGCAACAAACUCGUUUACCCUGGCGGCGUUUAGAUCACCUGGUUUGCUUGGAACGCAUGGAUUCAAUUUUGGUAACAACUUUGGGUUUCGUGAUCCAUCCGCGUACGAUCCAACGAAUGUACAUCCGGCACCGAUUCAGCAGCACUUACCUCAGACAAAUGGAAACAAUUUACUAAAUCUGGCGCAUGGAUUCCGCGGUAGCAAUGAUACCAGCCCUGUGAAUUUAUACCUUGGAAACUCCAGCCCUACGAGGGAUACGAAUUUGGAAUCAUACUGUUAUCAAAAGAAAGGCUAUCCGGACAGUCAGGAGAAUUUGAAUUUUAACGAGCAGAACAAAGACGACGAAGUUGACAUUCUUAGUCGCGAAAACAGUCCAAACGGCAGGAUAAAUUACAAUUCCGAUAGUUCAGAUAUUCGGGAUAAGCGUCAGGAUACCUGCAGCCCGGUGGACAGUUCGCGAUCGUACUCUAGUCAAACCAAAGACGAUCUCGUCGGUUAUCACAGUCCCCACAACGACAGCGUGGGAUCACGAAGUCCCGAGAACCUGACGCACGUCGGUGUCAACAAUCCAGCACUCACACCAGUCAGUGGGGGUUACACACCGAACAAUCAAAACUGUUCCGCAAUCGGAAACAACAAUAAUCUGAUCAACAACAACCACUUGAAGGGCAAAUCGCACACAAUCUCCGACAUGUUGGAUCACAAGUUGCAGUUAAGCUUCUUGGGACCGCCCCUAGCGGCGCUUCAUUCGAUGACCGAGAUGAAGGCCCAGGGAGGCAGUCCAAUGCAGACCACUCCACCACAAACUCAUCCCCAUCAAACGGGAGUGAUGGGAGGCAAUGGAGGUGGUGGUGGAGCACCGAAUCCGCACGGGAUCGAUACGAUACUGUCUCGACCACCGCCGGUAACCAGUGCCCAGUUGAAUGCCUUAGGAGGUGGAAUGCCUCGCUUCACGGCAGCCGUCGCUGCCGCCGCCAACAUGGCUCAGUAUCUCUCUCAAAGCCACGGUGCUCCACUGAAAGCGCACUCGGGACCACUGGUGGACCGGACACAUCUUUACUGGCCUGGCCUGCAGGGGUUGGUUACGAAUCCGAUAGCAUGGCGGGAGCGGCUUGGUUCAAUGUCCGCCAGUCUAUCACAAUCGCAUCACAACCAGGACAAGGACGGUAAAAAGAAACACACCCGACCGACCUUCAGCGGGCAGCAGAUCUUUGCGCUGGAGAAAACCUUUGAGCAGACUAAAUAUCUGGCGGGACCGGAAAGGGCGAAACUGGCAUACGCACUGGGGAUGACCGAGUCACAAGUUAAGGUGUGGUUCCAGAACCGUCGAACUAAGUGGCGCAAGAAGCACGCGGCCGAAAUGGCUACCGCCAAGCGGAAACAAGAAGAACUGGGCGAUGGUGACGGUGACUGUAGCGAACCGAUGGACUCGGACUCGGAAAGUUUGGAUCUGGUGGACACGGGAAACAGUAGUCGGAAGCGCUGUCGGAUGGAGGACGACCUGAGGCAUUAGUAUUAGGAUAGACUUGUAUGCUGAGCAAAUUGUUGAGUUUUAUUUAUUGUACUCUGUGAUCAGUGGUUUGUAUUUUCUAUCUCAAAGUCACGCCCCGAAUCAUCUCGAUCUACUUUACAGUGAAACUAUUGCUUAGGAAUGUUAUUAGUCAAAAUCUUUCAAAAAAUUGUUUUUCUUUCACAUCUUCCAACGGAGAAUAUAAACUACUGAUCUUCCUUCUACGCUGUAUAGAAUUGUCAGAAUUUCUUUGAAUCUGAAAAAGCUAACAAUUGAAGUGUAUUUUAAAAGAAUCUAAAAAUUCCCAGUUGAAAAUAAUGGACAAAACGAAUUUACUAUACAUUAAUUUAACUAAUGCUGAUUUUAGAGAGUAUGUGAGUAUGUAGCGAACAGUGCGAACAAACCGAGUCAAAAAUGAACGAAAAAAGUGAGUGAGUGAAAUUGAAAAAUGUGAUCUAUAGAAAUUAUCAUUGUAUUUAGCAUGUAACCCUUUUACUAAGUGAAGACGUAAAAUUACUACCUUCUAGGCAACAAAAUGCUUAUUUUUCAGUAGUUGCUGGAAAACAGUGCAUUCCAACUAUAGUUUAUAAAUUGAGUAUUUAUUUUGGGAGCAAGCUCAAGAGAUGACAAACGUCACGGAAGCAUAGUGUAAAAUGAUUUCUUAUAAUAGUGGGACGGAGAGAAAAAGAGGAAUAAGAAGCAGAAGAAGAAGCACAAUAAGCGAUGUAAAAAGUUUGAAUUCUCAGUAUUUAAAUAAAUUUCCUUGCGUCAUAGUGAUUCGUAUUCAAUUACCUAAUGAUAAAACUGAAUAAAUCAAAACAAACUAAAGAAACCCAUCUGUAAAACUUAUAUAAGUUUA